Molecule: messenger RNA, 1708 nt
Organism: Cuscuta campestris
Lineage: Eukaryota; Viridiplantae; Streptophyta; Magnoliopsida; Solanales; Convolvulaceae
Source: the annotation of a GenBank genome assembly
GAAUGCAUUCAUUUCACUUAUCUUCUUCACUUUAUUAUCUUUAUCUUCUUACUGGCCCGGUUGCCUACAAUGCCCCCUCCCGAGCAGCCUUCUUCACCUUCGUCUUUAUCGACACAUGACUCCUCGUCGUUGCACCAUCUACCCAAUGUUAUAGAAGUCCCCUUCGACAACCUUUUCACCCCUGCAGCAGAAACAGAAACAGAAACAGAAAUAGAAGCACAGAGUAAAGGAGCUCAACUUAAUCAAAAAAGAAAAAGAGUUGCUGAUGUUUUACUAGAAAAGUCAAAGGAUGGCAAACUUCAGCACGGUUUAAUCAGCAAAGUUGCUGAGGAAUUCAGCUUUACAAGGAAAACUGUGAGCAACAUUUGGCAAAUUGCUAAAGCACAAUUGGACUCCGGCCUACCUAUUGAUGUUCAAUACCAUUGGAAAGGAAGUUGUGGCAGAAAAAGGGUGCUUGUAAACAUGGAAAAACUGGCAGCUAUCCCGUUGUCUAGACGCAAGAACAUGCGUGCACUUAGCUUUGCCAUGAAGGUAAGCAAAAAAGACUAUGCUCUGCCAGAGGAACAUGACCCCUACAGAACCACUCAAAGCAAAAGCUUCAUACCAAAGAUCAUGUUCCUGGCUGCAGUAGGCAGGCCAAGGUAUGGGGAGGGUGGAGAUGUGUUAUGGGAUGGGAAAAUAGGCAUUUUCCCAUUCACUUUUGAACAGGCAGCGCAAAGGUCUAGUAAAAACAGGCCUGCAGGGACAUUGGAAACAAAGGCUGAACCAACUGUGAAUAGAGAUGUUAUGAAGAGAAUGUUACUGACUAAUUUGAUACCUGCAAUUAAGCAGAAAUGGCCUGGGUCAUCAAGGGAUAUUAUUAUCCAACAAGAUAAUGUUAAGCCUCAUGUGGAUGGCAAUGACCCUGAAAUUGCUGCUGCUGCUCAAGAAGGGGACUGGAACAUUCCACUGAAAUUCCAGCCCCCCAACAGCCCUGAUUUAAAUGUACUUGAUCUAGGAUUUUUUAGAUCCAUUGACUCAGUACAAGACCAAACAGCUCCUAGGUCAUUGACAGACUUGGUUAAGUCUGUCACAACAGCCUUUGAAGAACUAUCACAUGACAAACUAAACAAUGUCUUCUUAACUCUACAAGGGGUGAUGGGUGAGAUACUCAGUCAUAAUGGAGGAAACCAAUUCAAAAUUCCUCAUAUGGGAAAAAGUAAGUUGGCCAGACAAGGAAUACUACCACAGAAUUUGGGAGUAAGCACAGAAGUGUAUGAGAAUGCACAAAAGUUCUUAGAGGAACAUAUGUAAGUACUUAAUGAUUAAGUACUUUUUUGGUGUGUGUGCAAAGAUGGUCAAGGGAAGGUACAAUAUCUAUAUGUACUUCCAAGUGAACCUUUUGCACAUUCUUUUUGCUUUUUGUUGGCCUAGAAUGCCAUUUUUUGCUUUUUGUAAAAGUAUAUCAUAUUCUGAUCAAGUGUAGCAUAUAAUAGGGACUGCACAUUUUUUGUUUUUUGUAAAAGUAUAUCAUUUUCUGAUCAAGUGUAGCAUACAAUAGGGACUGCACAUUUUUUGCUUUUUGUAAAAGUAUAUCAUGAAGUGUAUCAAGUGCACCAAAGUUUUAUUGGAAUGAAGUGUAUCAAGUGCAGCAAAUGUAUCAGAUAGAGGCAACAAAUAGAAUCAGACAGAGGCAAGUGUUCAAUUGUAGUAAAUGAACUAGAGAAAU